Emiliania huxleyi CCMP1516 is the source of this 2861-nucleotide messenger RNA. RefSeq lists its product as hypothetical. NCBI's taxonomy places the organism in Eukaryota, Haptophyta, Isochrysidales, Noelaerhabdaceae. The transcript has 4 exons. Gene Ontology annotation, molecular function: protein binding. The coding region runs from base 51 to 2804 and encodes 917 amino acids. The record is from RefSeq and is a predicted model, not a curated record.
CACACCGGCACACCGGCUCACAAGUAGAAAAUCCUGCGGUGCCACUUCCCAUGACCGCUCCCGCGCCUUCCUUCAACGCCAAGGCGUGGAUGGCCGCCAACGACCCGGGCGGGUCCUCUCGUCGGGUCGGGAUGGACCAGCUCACCACCCGGCUCGAAACGCUGCAGCUCGAGCACGACGCGCUCACGGCGCUGCUCUUGGACGAGGAGCGUGCGGAUGCCGCUGCCCUCAGAGAGGCCGGCACCCAGAUCCCGACGCUCGACGGCCAUGUGAGCACGCUGCAGAGCCGGGUGGACGCCGUCGCCGUCGGCGACGAUCACGGGCUGCGUGCGCAGCGCAAGGCGCUAGUGCAGGCGUCGGCGGCCCUGAGCGAGCAGGUGCAGAAGCUUCCCGCGGCGCUGUCUGCUCGCGUCGCCACAGUGGCUGAGCGACACAGGCUCGCUGGCAACGACCACUACCGCAAGCGGCACUACGACGCCGCGAUCCGCUGCUACACGGACGCGAUUGCCGUCGACCGCCGCAACCCAGUCUACCUGUGCAACCGGAGCGCGUGCCACCAGGCCAAGGAGCAGUGGAGGCUGGCGGUCGCCGACGCGAGGGCGGCUGCGGCGCUGGACGUGAACUCGCCCAAGGCGUACUCCUUCCAAAUCAAGUCGCUGCUCCGCCUCGGCGAGGCGAGGGAGGCGGCGCGUGUGCUGCAGGCCGCUCCGCUGGUGCUCCGCGCAGAGAACGCGGACCUCGUCGCGCUGAGAGCGACGCUGCUCGGCGAGCUCAAGGAGCGCGGGAACGCGUGCUUCAAGGCUUCGCAGAACGACCAGGCGAUCGAGCUCUACUCCCUGGCCAUCGACCUCGACGGCGCCGCGUCGGCGGUCUACCUCUCGAACCGAUCCGCCGUCCACCAGGCGAAGCGGAUGUGGCGCGAGGCUGCGGCGGACGCGCGGCAGGCCAUCCGGGCGGACCCGUGCUUCGUCAAGGCGCACCUCCACCUCGGGAAGGUGCUGCUGCAGCAGCGGCAGCUCGGCGAGGCCAGGGAGGCGGUGCAGCGCGGCAUGGCCACGCUGCAAGAGGCGGGGCAGAACGCCGCGUGCGCGCCUCUGCAGGAGCUGCUGCAAGCCAUCAUGCAGCAGUCCGGCGGCGGCGGCGGCGGCGGCGGCGGCGGCGGCGGCGGCGGCAGUGGCAGUGUGUGCAGCGGCGGCGAGAGCUCCGGUGCGGGCACGGGCACAGCCGCGGCGCUGCGAGAGCAGGGCAACGCGCUGUACAAGGCUGGCCAGUACGCCGAGGCGCUGCGGCUCUACUCGCAGGCGGUCGGUGCGGAGCCGAGGAACGGCGCGCUGCACGGCAACCGCGCGGCGUGCUGGAUGAUGCUCGGAAAGUACGAGCGGGCUGUGGCCGACUGCUCGGAGGGGCUGCGGCACGAGGCGGGCUCGGAGCUGGGCAAGCUGCGCGGCCGGCAGGCGACGGCUCUCACGCGGCUCGGCAAGCUCGACCGCGCGGCGGAUGUGCUGCAGCAAGGGGCGCUGCGGGGCGGCGAGCACGCGGAGGCGCUCGGCGCGCAGCUGAGGAGCGUCAAGGGGCUGCAGGCCAGCCUCGCCGUCGGCAGGCAGGCGCUGGAGGAGGGCGCAUUCGGCAAGGCGAAGCGCUGCGCGCUCGAGGUGGCUGGCGGCGGGGUGAGCGAGGACCCGGAGGUGUGGCUGCUGCUCGCGCGAGCGCACCUGUCCCUCGGAGAGCAUGUCGAGGCGGCGCGCGAGGCGCAAAAGGCGAUCGCGCUGGACGCGGACACGCUCGACGCGUACACGCUGCGCGCAGACGCGCUGGUCGGCAUGGGGCUGGCGGAGAAGGCGAUGAGGCUGCUUCGGGACGGGCUACAACGCGACCCGGACAACGAGGCGGCCGGCGGGAGCAGCGCCCGCUCGCCCGCGGCGGCGGCGGCGCUGCGACGGCUCAAGCGCAAGGCGGCCGGGCACGCGCGGGUACGCGAGGAGCUGCAGGAGGCGUUCCGUCUGCGCCGCUUCGAGGCGGCGGCCGCGCUCUGCGCCGAGGGGCUGCGCUUGGACAGCGACGACAAGAGGCUGGCCGCCGGCUUCUACGCGGACCGCGCGAAAGCGUACCAGCUCCUUGCGCGCUCGCGGGCGCGCGGCGAGACGCGACGCGAGCGCGAGGACGCGGCGGCGGCCAAGCUGGGCGGCGGCGGCGGCGGAGGGGGGGGCGGAUCGCUGCGCGAGCUGGCGGCGGACGAGGCGGCGCCGCCCGAGGGCGAUUCCGACCCGCGGGCCGCCGCGCCCGCCUGCUGGAGACGCUGCAUCCAGGAGGCCGGCCGCGCCAUCUACGCCGAGCCGACGCUCCUCGCGCCGUACUUGCUCAAGGCGGAGGCGCUGCAGGCGCUCGAGCGCUGGCGCGAGGCGCUGGCGACGAUGGAGCAGUGCGUCAACUCGGAGCCGUCGCGCCGCAGCGACCAGGCCGUGCUGCAAAAGGUGGUCGAGGCGCAGUUUCUGGUCAAAAAGUCGGAGCGCGACGACCUCUACGCGUUGCUGGGCGUCACGGGCGUGGGCAGCAAGGCGUCGGAGAAGGAGGUUCGCGCGGCGUACAAGCGCGCGGCGCUCGAGUGGCACCCGGACAAGCACGCCGAAGAGUCGGCGGAGCAGAGGGCGGAGGCCGAGGCGCACUUCAAGAAGCUCGGGGAGGCGCUCGAGAUCCUCACGGACCCCUUCAAGCGCAAGCUGUGGGACGAGGGCCACACCGUCGAGUCCAUCGGGCAGCAGGCGCAGCAGCGGCGGCAGCAGCAGCAGCAGGGCCGCCCGCGGUGAUAGCGCUUAGCGGCGUAGAGCCGGUAGAGAGUUUGUUUUUGUCAAAAGUAAGAAAAU